Messenger RNA from Chironomus riparius, 2378 nucleotides. Lineage: Eukaryota; Metazoa; Arthropoda; Insecta; Diptera; Chironomidae. The record is from the annotation of a GenBank genome assembly.
UUCGAUUGAUAGUGACAAGUAAAAGUUGAAAUACUGAAGGGAAUAAAAGUGCAAUAAAACAUUUUAUUUUGUCAUCAAAUUAAGGAUUAACAUACCAACAAUGGCUGUGGAGCAAAUCAUUCAAAGUAGUGUUUUCUCAUCCCCACUACUGAUGCCUCUCCUCGCAAUUGUUUUCGUUCUAACUGCCGUUCACUUUUGGCAAAUGACAAGAAGAGAAAGAAAGAUUGGAGAUUUACUUCCAGGACCACCGACAGUUCCAAUUAUUGGAAACGCUUAUUAUUUCUUAAAUAGCACAAAUCAUGAAAUUUUCAAUAAAGCUAUCGACCUCGUCAACUGCUACGGAAGUGUAGUUCGUGGUUGGGUAGGACACAAACUAUUCGUCGGUCUCUCAGAUCCACGUGAUGUUGAGAUUAUUUUGGGAAGUCAUGAUCACAUUGACAAGUCUGAUGAAUAUAAAUUAUUCCAGCCAUGGUUUGGUAAUGGCUUGUUAAUUUCAACUGGCGAGAAAUGGCGAACACACAGAAAACUUAUCGCUCCAGCCUUCCACAUGAAUGUCUUGAAAAGUUUUAUGUCAACUUUCAAUGACAACAGUCGAUUUGUUAUCAAAAAGUUGAUGAAGGAAGCUGGAAAGGAAUUUGAUUGUCAUGACUACAUGAGUGAAGCAACUGUUGACAUUUUAUUGGAAACAGCUAUGGGAUCGAAAAGAACAAGUGAAAGCGAGGAAGGUUUUAAGUAUGCAAUGGCUGUAAUGAAAAUGUGCGACAUCCUUCACAGACGUCAAUUCAAAAUCUUUUCAAGAUUCGAACCAUUCUUCACCCUUACCGGCAUGAAGGAACAACAAAAGAAGUUAUUAGGCAUCAUCCACGGUAUGACACAGAGAGUCCUCAAUGAAAAGAAGGCAGUCUUUGACAAGAAUUUGUCAGAAGGAAACCUUCCAUCACCAUCACUCCAAGAAAUUAUUAAAUCGGACGCAUCCGUUGAUCAAGCAAUUAAAAAAGCAAAGGCAAAAGCACAAAACCUUGAUGCUGGUCUUCGUGAUGAUCUUGAUGACAUUGAUGAGAAUGAUGUUGGUGAAAAGAGACGUUUGGCUUUCCUUGAUUUGAUGAUUGAAACUUCUCAUUACAAUCCACAUCAAUUGUCUAAGGAUGAAAUUAAGCAACAAGUUGAUACAAUUAUGUUCGAAGGACAUGAUACAACUGCUGCUGGUUCUAGUUUUGCAUUGUGCAUUUUAGGAUGUCAUCCAGACAUUCAAGAGAAAGUUUAUCAGGAACAGAAAGCAAUUUUCGGUGAUUCAGAUCGUGACUGUACAUUUGCAGAUACAUUGGAGAUGAAAUAUUUGGAACGAGUAAUUUUUGAGACAUUGAGGAUGUAUCCACCAGUUCCAAUUAUUGCCAGAAAGAUUAACAAAGAUAUCCGCUUGGCAUCAUGUGAUCAAAUUGUUCCAGCAGGUUCAACGAUGAUUAUUGCUACAGUUAAAAUCCACCGAAGACCUGACAUCUAUCCAAACCCAGACAAAUUCGACCCUGACAACUUCUUACCCGAAAGAACAUCAAACAGACAUUAUUAUGGAUUUAUUCCAUUCAGUGCUGGUCCAAGAUCAUGUGUUGGACGUAAAUACGCAAUGUUGAAGUUGAAAGUUCUUCUCAGUACAAUUAUUAGGAACUUCCACAUUAAAAGUACAGUUGCAGAGAAAGAUUUUAAAUUACAAGCUGAUAUCAUCUUGAAGAGAACUGACGGAUUUAGAAUUAAGUUGGAACCAAGAAAGACCAAAGCUUAUUAAAUGGUAUAUUAAGCAAUAAUUCUGAUAUUAAUGGACAAUGACUAAUGCAAACCGCGAAAUAUGGACAAUUAAUGAUGGAAUAUGAACUAGUUUUAAGCUUCCUUACUUUCCUGUUUUCUUUCUUGUUCUGUGGAUCAUAAUGGUUAUGUGGGAGGCUCAAAAAUGCAUGAUGACUGAAAAAUCAUAAAAAAUUCUGUUUGAAAAGUUUGAGAACAACUGGUUUAUAAUAUAUUUUAAUAAUUCCAAUUGUUCCUGAACUUAUGCAAUUUCAAGUCAUAAUUGAAAAAAUUAAUAUUAUGACUCAAAUUUCAGAAAUUCGAAUUUAAAAUUACUUAGCCUCAGAUAAAGUAUUAAUAAUUAGAGUUCGUGUCUGGAAAAAACGUAAAACAAAUUAAUCAAAAUUUUGCCGUAAAUCUUAAGCAAAAAGUCGGCAAAAAAUUAAGAAAAAAUCAUAAAAAAAUUAAAAAAUUGACAAAAUUCUCUGCAUGACUAUUUAAAGAAUCCAAUCUAUCCACUAUCCUCUCGAUCUCUUCCUUCAUUCUUAUUUAUUUCCUUUUUCCUAUUUCUUCUUUACUCUAUCAAUUCUAUCCCUGCAAUG